Messenger RNA from Neoarius graeffei (lesser salmon catfish), 4616 nucleotides. It is a transcript of the gene mideasa, whose product is annotated as mitotic deacetylase associated SANT domain protein a. Gene Ontology annotation, cellular component: histone deacetylase complex; transcription regulator complex. The transcript has 13 exons. Gene Ontology annotation, biological process: negative regulation of DNA-templated transcription; regulation of transcription by RNA polymerase II. The record is from RefSeq and is a predicted model, not a curated record. Gene Ontology annotation, molecular function: transcription corepressor activity. Bases 718 to 3744 code for a protein of 1008 amino acids. Lineage: Eukaryota; Metazoa; Chordata; Actinopteri; Siluriformes; Ariidae.
GAAUCUCGUGCAACCCGACUCUUAAGUCUCACGGAAGACGUGCAAACAUGAGCUGAAACUUUACACACGGAGAACAGAUUUUAGGUUUCACUAGUUUGGGUGGUUGUUUAGUGAGUUUGAAGCCCAGUGUGCCCCUAAGGUAAAGCAAACGAACUCCACAAGGCAAAAGAAAAGAAAAGCCGCUCGACGCAGCGGAAUGCGCGACUUUGCGCAACUUUGUUUCCAGCUCGCGCUUUACAGAUGUUGACACAUCGACGUCGUGAGGCUUAACGACUUCCUAUAGAGUCGCGGUCGAUUGUGACCCGGCUGUGGGGUUGUAAUAGUGAGAGAGAGAGAGAAAAGUGUGCAUGCAAGAGAGUCGACUUUGCGCCGGGUUGGAUUUGGAUCGGUUUGUCUGCGUCACUAAACCGUGUAACCCGAACCUGAAGAGACAGAAAGAGGGAAAGAAGGCAAGGCGACACUGCGGCGUGAACAGAAAUCUUGCCUGAGGGAUGACAAACCGCUUGGCUGUUUACAGCAGAACCAGUUUGGAGAAGAGGAGAACAGGCAAGGGAGGAAGUGCAAUUCAUGUUCUCUUCCCUCUUUUGCGUGGUGGCUACAUACGACUAAGGCCUUCUGACGAAUGCAGUCAGACUUGUAGAGCAGUGUUUUUUUUUUUCAGUUGGUGUGUACUGAUGAUCAUUUCUGCACGCCCUUUUGUAAUUUUGCAAUCUCAAUAUGAGCCUCUCUCCUCAUCAGAGAGGGAACGUGAGUAAUCUGGGCAAACAGAAUAUUGAAGGUAUCGAAGAACUGACGCAGCAUUCAGGCGAGGUCUUCUACAACGCCGGAGGUGCAUCGUUGGAGCAAGUGAACAGUGGUACCGGAGGAAGGCCGGACCCCGGUCUUGAUCUCCAAAGCUCGGCUAUUUUUAAACCCGAGAAAGGUUAUCAAGUAUGGGGUCAUUUUCAGCAAUCGGGUCCAAUGAAAUGGGUGUCUCAAGAGCCAAUGCAUUCCUCCACUUGGUUUCCAGGCCUACCAAAUUCAGCUAAACUGCCCCAGAACUUUGGACCUUCUCUGACUGGAAUGGAGGAUGCACAAGGACCUCAAGCUUUACCCAAGACCAAUCAUGACAUGGACACCUUGCAGCAAGAGAAAAUGUCUGCAGGUUCCUCUGUGCCCUACUCUGAACCAACGCAAGCUCUGGUACAGGGAAUGGAAUGGGACUCUCAUGCUAUGGCAGCCAUGCAUCAAUCCCCGUUCCAGUCUCAACAGCAGGGUCAUAAACCAGGAGACCCACAGUACCAGUCUCAUACUAUGCGUCACUCCAUGCCUGACUCAACUCUACAGCCCUUUCAGGUAGCGUUCGGACCUAACAAGCAGCUUCAGACCUCGAGUUUCUUUCAGGCUUUCCAAGGAAACAGCGUACCACAAAAUCUGGGUUACAGUGAUCCACCAAAAUUACAACAGCAGCAGCAGCAGCAGCUCUUGCAGUUACAAAAGCAACAGCAGCAAAUGCAGCAAAUGUUGCAACAGCAGCAACAACAACGACUGCUCCAAAUUCAACAGCAGUUCCACCAUCAGCAGAAAAUGCAGGAACAACUGCAGCAGAUGCAACAGCAGCAUCAGCUGCACCAGCUGCAAAACUUGCUGCAACAAGAAUCAUGUCCUUCACAACCACUUCAGCAAGACCAGCGACUGGCCAGACCGCUACAACAACCAGACAACAAUCAGGUCAAACAGGCAGGUUCUUGUACUUUGCCUCACCAAAGUCAGGAUCCAAGUCUGCAGUCACCAAUAAGCAAAGAUCAGGGUCUUGGUCAAGCACUUCAGGAGACGCAAGAAACUGAAGGCAAACCUGAUGCUGUCCCUCGGCGCUCCAGAAGACUCUCAAGGGACGGCAUCUCUCCUCCAGGCAACCCACCGGCAAAGGAGCCGGCCCGUAACGGAGGCGUUGCUGGUGCUCCUGGACCCUCGGUAGGGGUUAUCCAUAGUACGCAGAGAAGGAGGAGAACGUCCAAGGAGAUAAACCUCGAGACUCUGGCGCAGAAGGCUUCGGAGAUGGAGUUUUUGCCUGCAAAGCGUGAUGAGAGCACGUCUAGCAGACAGACCGGGAUGCCUCCGCUAGUGAUCCCUGUGUCUGUACCUGUUCGGAGGAAUCAGGUCCCGAUAGAGCAGACAGGUGGCUGGACGCGUGAGCAGAGGCUUCCUCCAGAGAGUACGCAGCAGUCCAAGCACAAGCCCUCUGUUAUCGUGACACGCCGCCGCUCAUUAAGGGCCUCGGACAAUUUCAACCAGGAGGAUGCGAUGGAGGGCGGAAGGUCCCCGGACAAAUUAAAGCGUCGCCCGCGACCCGAGCCCCUGGUCAUCCCUCCGCCCAGACCAUCCACGUUCAUCGCCCCGUCCGUUUACUCCACCAUCUCUCCCUUCCAGAGCCACCUGCGCUCCCCUAUACGCCUGCUGGACAACCCUCUGACUCUGCCCCCGUACACUCCUCCACCCAUCCUGUCACCGGUGCGCGAGGGAUCAGGACUGUACUUCUCCACCUUUCUGUCUUCAAUAGCGGCAGGAAAUCAGGGUUUGCCUCCACCACCAACCCCCAAAACGGCCUCCAGGAGCCUCCUGCGCUCAAGCAGUUCCGAUGUUACUCCUCCGAUGCUCCCUCUGAUCAGAGAGGCCACACCUGUCAGCAUAGAACCACGAAUAAACAUCAGCUCUCAGUACCAGGCAGAGAUUCCUGAGCUCCAGGAGCGGUCGCUGGUCGAACAGGAUGAGCACAAAGCUACUCUGGUGUGGCUCCCGCUGCCACAGGCUGAAUCGCAACCUUCCCAGGAUGAGACAGUGGAUAAUCUGAUGAACCUGGCCUGCUCCAGUGUGCUGUGUGGAGCAGGAACCAACGUGGAGCUCAUGCACCACUGCCUUCACGAGAACAGAGGUGAUGUCAUGAAAACUCUGGAAGUGAUGUUGCUGAAGAAUCCUAUUUUCCCAAAGGAUCACCACCUUACCAACUACCACUACGCAGGGUCAGACUGCUGGACUGUGGAUGAAAAGCGCUACUUCAAUAAAGGGAUCUCUGCUUACAGAAAGGAUUUCUUUUUAGUGCAGAAAGUGGUGCAGAGUAAAACACUGGCGCAGUGUGUGGAAUUUUAUUAUACCUAUAAGAAACAGGUGAAGGUUGGUCGCAGCGGGACUCUGAUCUACGGCCCUCCGGAUCCAGAAGAGCGUGUCCCUGAGAUCCCACAGAUCAAACAGGAGCAGCCGGAAGCAGGAGAGGAGAGAAAAAACAAGGCGGAGCACAAAGACGCCGGCGCUGAUCACCUCCAGAACAUCACAAAGACUCUUCAGGUCAGUGGAAAUGAGGGGAAAGUGUUGGUGCUGAGCAACCCAAAUGUCGUGGCUUUGGAUGAGGUAACUGUAAUGAGGCAGGAAACACGGACUCCUCCUUUCUUUACUCCAAAACCACGUGAGACUGCAGGGAGGAGAAACGCACCGUCAAAUGUCCCGAAGAGUCAAGGAGAACCCGAGGGCAUAUUUCCCUGCAAGAAGUGCAGCAGGGUGUUUUACAAAGUGAAGAGCCGCAGCGCGCACAUGAAGAGCCACGCCGAGCAGGAGAAGAAAGCAGCGGCUCAGCGGCAGAGAGAGGAAGAGGAGCGGCUGGCGGCGAUGGCCAGGCUCAAGGCAGCAGAGACGGAGAGGUUUGAGGAUGAUAGCGACCCUGAAGAGUAUGUCAUCGAGCCGGACAACGAGAGAGAUGAUGACUGGAGAUGAUAACUUUUUUUUUUUUCUUGAUUGAAGCGGUGCCACUUAAGUCAAAUCGAUUCCAGAUCCAAUGGAUUCUUUAUUACCCAAUAACCAAAGAGAUAACGUGAAUGUAAUAUUAGUUUUUGUUUGUUUUUUGGAUGAUAUGCUGUAACAUACUGUACCAUCUUAACAUGAAUAUUUUCUUUUCAUUAAGAAAAGAAGUCCGAAUGUAGACUGAACAGACUACACGACCUUUGCUCCCUUUUAUUUCCCCCCACUUCCAGAUAAUACAGCAAAGUUUUUAGAGCAACUUUUGUAAUAACUUGGGGAAUAUUUUCUAUGAAUGUCUGAUUUAUAUAACUUUACAUAUUAUGUUAAAUAAUACUGUGGUUUUUUAUUGAUUUACGAAAAGGAUUAUUCAGGCAAAAAGACAAGAUAUUAUAAUCAAAGAAAUUGUAUUUUGUACUAUUUUAUUGUCUUAUCAGCUCAAGGAUACACUAUUAUUUUGAUCUUUAAUCCAGAAAAGUAAGGGUAAUUUUCAAUCAGAUGUAUUUUGUAUAUGAAAAUUAUAAAUAGUCGAAAAUAUAUAUUGACUUCUGUGUAUUUUGUAAUUGAUAUUUAUACAAAGUAUAAAAAAAAAAAUUGUGCAGUUUAACAUUUUAGUGACUUAAGAAGUGAUCUUGUGGCUGUUAAACUAAGCACUUCAUACACUAAACGAUAUGUAUGAUUAGGGACCUAACGCCAUGUAACAGCUGUUCAUCCAAAAACAUUGUCCUUUCUUUGUGUACAGUGACUUAUUCUGUCUUUGACUUUUUUAGAAACUACAUAAACACAACCUAAGCCUUAAGUAUUGGAGGGAAGUUUUCAGAACAGGUGAAAUAAAUGCAUUAAAAACAAAA